AUGACCCAAACAACAGAUAUUUUAACAGAAGGUACAGCUCUUAAACAAUACCUUGUAUUGGCAAAAUCUAAUAAAGGUCGGGCUUGUGUUGCCCUCAUUGAACAAGCACUUUCAAAUCAAAAUGUAUUUGUAUUUGGUGAAUUAUUAGAUAUGCCAAAUGUACAAGCUUUACAACAAACUGAAUUCAAGCAACACUAUGAUCUUCUCAAUAUAUUCACAUUUGGAACUUAUUCACAUUAUAUCAGUAAGAGAUUGAAGAAUAAGGAUAAUUUACCACCUUUGACACCUCAAAUGUCAACCAAACUCAAACAACUUUCUAUUGUAUAUUUAUCAACCAUUUCAAAGAUCAUUCCUUAUUCAUUGUUACAAAAGGAAUUGGAAAUUUCAAAUUUGAGAGAAUUGGAAGAUUUGGUGAUUGAUUCUAUUUAUCAAAAUAUUAUCAGAGGAAAGUUGGACCAAAAGAAUAAGCAUUUGGAGAUUGAAUUUGCAAUUGGUCGUGAUGUUCCAGCUGCAAGCAUCGAUGUUCUUAUCAAUGCUUUAGAUAGUUGGGUUGGAACCUCUGAUGGAUUGUUAAAGACUAUUGGAGAGCUUAUGAUUCACAGUGACAAGGUACACGUAGCUAAUCGCAAGAACAAGGAGGAUUUGGAAAAGAGAGUAGAAGUUGCCAAAUCACAAAUCAAAUUGGAAGCACCAGAGGCAUCAAUCUAUGAUUCAUUUGAAUAUUCAGAAGAGUUUUCAAGAUCAAGAAAAGGAAUGAAAACCAAAGGAGGAAAAGAUCACACAUUCAAGAGACCAUAA
Molecule: messenger RNA, 798 nt
Organism: Cavenderia fasciculata
Lineage: Eukaryota; Evosea; Eumycetozoa; Acytosteliales; Cavenderiaceae
Gene: CSN7
Product: proteasome component region PCI domain-containing protein
Exons: 5
Coding region: 1-798 (265 amino acids)
Cellular component (GO): COP9 signalosome
Source: RefSeq, a predicted model, not a curated record